AUGGAAGGGGGUUUCGAGACGGAGUACGAGCAAGAUCUACUCGCUGAAUACAAGGACCUCAUCGACCUUGACAUACAGACACUCAGGGGCAUUAAUGUAUACUUCCUGGAGGCGCGUCUGCUGGGACUCCGCUUAGUGUUUGCCUCCAAGGAAGACGAGGAGUCAGAGGAGGACAUGUGA
Alternaria viburni is the source of this 180-nucleotide messenger RNA. RefSeq lists its product as uncharacterized. NCBI's taxonomy places the organism in Eukaryota, Fungi, Ascomycota, Dothideomycetes, Pleosporales, Pleosporaceae. Bases 1 to 180 code for a protein of 59 amino acids. The transcript has 2 exons. The record is from RefSeq and is a predicted model, not a curated record.